AUGCAUCUAGAGGUUCGGCGAUGUACCGAGACCGACAUCCCCCGCGUCUUCGAGAUAGUUUCCUUGGCCUUUGCCAACGACCACGAAUUUGUCGAUGCAGUCUUCCCUGAGCACAGCGCGUCCGAAGGCCGCAAAUUGGGUAGCGAGCGUAUGCUCGCUAUGUUUCAUCGAGAUCCUUAUAGCAACUUCCUGAAGUGCAUCGACACGACCACUGGCCAGAUUGUGGCGGCUGCAAAGUGGAACGUCUAUAAGGGCGGCCCUGUCCCGCCGCUGUCUGAGCUUGUUGGUGACUACUGGAAGAACGAUGAGGAGAAGAGAUUUGCACAAGCUAUCUCUCGUGGCUUUCUUGCGCCGAGACAACGAGCUAUCGAGGAGAGCGGCGCAAGAUUAGUUGCACUCGAUAUGUUGAUGUGUGAUCCUCAGUUCCAGGGCCAGGGAGCGGGGAGACUACUAGUAAGAGCCGGCCUUGCUAUUGCUGAUGAGAUGGGUGUCGACGCGGUUGUAGAGGGUUCGGAUCGAGGAAGAAGACGGAGAAGACUUUACGCAUCGGAGGGCUUUGAUGGCCCCCAUUAUAUGAGGCGACCCAAGACCAGGAUCUAA
Molecule: messenger RNA, 600 nt
Organism: Colletotrichum paranaense
Lineage: Eukaryota; Fungi; Ascomycota; Sordariomycetes; Glomerellales; Glomerellaceae
Exons: 4
Coding region: 1-600 (199 amino acids)
Molecular function (GO): acyltransferase activity, transferring groups other than amino-acyl groups
Source: RefSeq, a predicted model, not a curated record